Molecule: messenger RNA, 1945 nt
Organism: Schizosaccharomyces japonicus yFS275
Lineage: Eukaryota; Fungi; Ascomycota; Schizosaccharomycetes; Schizosaccharomycetales; Schizosaccharomycetaceae
Product: Erd1
Exons: 1
Coding region: 416-1516 (366 amino acids)
Biological process (GO): retrograde vesicle-mediated transport, Golgi to endoplasmic reticulum
Cellular component (GO): Golgi membrane; membrane
Source: RefSeq, a predicted model, not a curated record
AACGGGCUGUAAGUGUAACGUCAAGACGCCCGCAGUGGUUUCGCCGCUGCUGCUUGUUUACCAGCACCAAAUUCUGUCGGACAGACGGACUGGGUCUUUUUACUUAUCUACACGUAGUUCACUCGAUUUGUAGUUUUGAGACACGAAUCCCUUUUUUUCGCUGCUCAAACGGGACAAUUGUCGAGUGAAAGCUUUUCGUUUAUGUCGAAAACUGGAAGAUUAUUGGAUCUCUAGGUGAAUUUGCUGUCCCGUUCAGUAACAAAACCAACACUAAAAGUAUUUAUUAUCUUGAUAUUUUUGUCUCCUCUUGUUUUAUUUGUAAAUACGGAAUUGUGUUUACGGUCUUUCGUUUUUAUUUAUUUCGGAAACGUCUAAUAGCCUGCGUUGGAUACUUCCGAUCCACAGCUUGGAUACGAUGGAUGACUUGAAACACGUCCAGUCGGCUAUCGAGUCCGUCCCUCUGCUUUUGAGAGUUGCUGUUCUGGUUGUUGCUGGUUUGUAUGCAUAUGCGUUCAUCUUACACACUCUUUCUCGAUACCAUGUGGAUGCUUACAUGGUUCUACGGAACCAGAUAGGCUCUGUGAAAAGUAGCGUCGAAGGUGCACCGUUAAUGGAACUCACUCUGUUUUCGGCUGUGCUUGGCACGUUAGCUGUCAUGAGUUCGUUUAUGCUGGACCAAGCAUUCAAACUAGACCACAUUACGUAUAUUCCUCUAUUUAUGUAUGGUUUCCUCAUGUUUGCUCCUGCCCAUCGAUUUUUUUACAAGCAACGGAGAAACUUUGUCACACAGUGUCUUCGAAUCAGCACUGGCAACUUGUCUUUUGAAACACGUUUCGCGGACGUUAUGUUCUCAGAUCUGUUGACCUCGUACUCGCGAGUGAUUGCUGAUAUUUGGUUGGCUGGUGCUAUACUGAUUUACGAGGAACCGAAGCAUCCAAGACACGAUUUACGGAACAAGGUUAUGAUGGCACUUAUAGCAGCAUACCCUUAUGCAAUUCGAUUUCGGCAAUGCUUGUUGGAAGUGAAAACUUGGAAUCUGGAGAGCGAUAAAUUUUGGUCAGCAUGUAAUGCUGUGAAGUAUCUUACGGCGUUUCCCUCCAUUUUUCUCGGUGUACCUAAAUCGAAACGGAAGAGUUCGUUAUGGUUCUGGUGGAACACUGCCAGCGCCGUAAAUGCGCUGUACUCAUUCUGGUGGGAUGUUGAGAAGGAUUGGUCGCUUAACUUGUUGACAGUUCCACGGUCUACUUCACGGCCAUUUGGUUUGUCGCGUCGGGUGUUUACCAGAAACACGUUUCUGUUUGCAGUAGUUAGCGACUUUGUAUUGCGAAUGGCUUGGGUCACUCGAGUAUUGCCUCCGAAGUAUGCUGCUAUUUUUGCUACAGAUGCAGGAAUUUUUUUCAUGCAAUGUUUGGAAGUUUUCCGCCGCUGGCAGUGGGUCUUAUUCCGGAUUGAAUCGGAAGCAGCUAAAACAAUGUCUUACACCUCGCUUUACGACACAGAUAUGGAAAAUGUCUAAGCUCCAGGAACAAUGGCUUUUCCAGAGCAAGGUCUGCGUGUGCUUUCAGUUGCUGCUACCAAAUCUCAUUCUUGUCUACACCUGUUGUGAUAUUCUUUCUUUCCUUUACGUACUCAACCUUUCCGUGUAAUCAGUUUUACGUUUCAUUCCUUCAAUGUUUCUACCUCGACAAAUAUACUUCCUCAUUUCAUUUUUCUUUUUUUCAUUCCAAGGGCUAUUUGACUUUAUCACUCUAUUACUUUUAAGAUUCUUUUGCUAAUUUAAAAGUCGUGUCUGAGGAAUGUAGUUAAAUGAAUAUGAUAUACUCCUUUUAUUCACUUCUAUUACUUUAGCAUUGUUAGUAUCAUUGCCUUCAAUUACGGUUGUUAAAAGAAUUCAUAGACUAACGUUUGACUCAAAAAUACUCAACAAUGAAGCAUGUACAGGAAA